CUAAAUGAUAAAUAACCCAAAAUGUAGACAAAGUGAGUUUGACAGCUUGCUGAAGAAUAAGGAGUCAAGAAAGAAAAGAAACAAGAGAUAUGUUACCAAUAGCAACUUGGAUUGGGCUUUGUAUCAUUGAGCAAGUUUGUGUGUGAUAGGAGGCUUACUCAGUAGUUUUGAUGAAAGUAAUUUAGCUGGAAGUGCUUAUAAGGUGUUGCAAGUGGCUGUAUACAUGAAGGGAGCUGCUGUCUUGCAUUAUUUGUUACAGAAUUGGCUGAUGCAUAAUUUAGUAUUGUCCUUUGAGAGUAUACAAAAGAUAUCAAAUGUUUAUUACUUUUUGAUGAUAAUCUGGUAUUUGUAUGUCGCAAGAAGUUUUCUAUACCCAGAAGAUGAGACAGUACAAGAGAACAGAUAUCUCCUACUUUUCCAUAUGAUUCUAAUCAUUGAAGCUAUCUUUUACUCUUUUGGAUUGGGUAUAAAAAAGUUAGAAAAUACUCGCCGAGUCAGAAAUUCAUUCCAACAUCUAUAUAAUAACAAAUUUAUUGUCAAGAAGAAGUUUAUCAACCAUCUAGAAAAAGUUCAAAAAUGCAGACACUUAAAAUACAAAGAAAUUUGCAAAAUCUGAGCCAAAAAAUUACAACCCCACCAAAAAGUAGUCCUCGAACUAAAUAAUUCACAACUCCUACAUCUAUAUUGUCCCCAACAAUCUACCAAAACCCCCUCUACCCAAACCAAACAAGAAGACAACCCCCUUACCCACCCUCUACCGCCCACCCCUUAAUUCUCCCAAUCAUCCCUUACCCUACCUUCCUCUAAA
Moneuplotes crassus is the source of this 808-nucleotide messenger RNA. The record is from the annotation of a GenBank genome assembly. Lineage: Eukaryota; Ciliophora; Spirotrichea; Euplotida; Euplotidae.